AUGAGUCGAGUUCAAUUUUCUAUCUGGGUAAUGCUUGCUUUGAUCGUUCUUAUUGUUCCAAUGGCGAAUUCAGAAGAGGAAAAUGUAAGGCGGUCCUUAGUGCGAUUCAUGCAGAAUCUUUCAGGAGGAAAGAUACAGAAUGACCCGAAAUGGGGAUGGAACGAAACUUCUGACCCUUGCAGUGCCGCAUGGUCCGGUGUGAGCUGUGAUUCCAAGUCACAGGCAGUAAAGAAAAUAGUUCUUGAAGAUUUCAAUUUUACGGGAAAUUUUGAUGCCAGUUCCGUAUGCUCAGCGCAGUCUCUUACUGUCUUGAGUUUGAACCGAAAUGGCAUUUCUGGCUCGAUACCUGAAGAGAUUAGAAAUUGCAGACGCUUAACUCACUUGUUUCUGAAUGGGAACAAGUUAUCUGGAGAUAUUCCUGAAUCUCUUUCCCAGCUUGGUAACUUGAAAAGGCUUCAAAUUUCCAACAAUAGCUUGUCAGGUCAAAUUAUCGGCCUGUCUCGGAUUUCAGGCCUCAUAUCCUUUCUUGCUGAAAACAAUCGUCUAAGUGGGGAAAUUCCAGAAUUUCAUUUUUCCAAUCUUCAGGAAUUCAAUGUGGCUAACAACUAUUUCAGCGGACCAAUUCCUGAUGUCAAAAGCAAGUUCAUUUCCGACAGCUUUUCUGGUAAUCCUGGAUUAUGCGGAAACCCAUUACCAAAUUCGUGUCCACCAGCAGCUCCUCCUCAGACAGGAACAAAGUCGAAGCAUUCAUCAAAAAAUAGGUUCCUUAUCUAUUCAGGAUACAUAAUUCUUGUCCUGGCUGUUCUGUCACUUAUUGUUUUAAAAUUAAUUAGCAAAAAGAAGUCGGAAAAAGAAAAAACCGAAUCUAAAGAGACAUCAACCGAGACGAGUAGUGGUGAAUCCAAGACGACCAGAAAUAGAUCAGAAUACUCAAUAACAUCAGCAGAAAGCGGAAUGCCUUCAUCGUCACUAGUGGUUCUUACAAGUCCUUUAGUGAAGGAGUUGAAAUUUGAAGACUUGCUUCGAGCUCCAGCCGAGUUGCUUGGAAAAGGAAAGCAUGGAAGCUUGUACAAGGUUUUGCUUAAUGAUGGGGUGAUCCUGACAGUGAAGAGAAUCAGGGAUUGGGGCAUUUCUAAGGAAGUUUUCGACAACAGGAUGCAGAGGAUACAUCAAGUGAAGCAUCCGAAACUUUUAUCUCCAGUCGCUUUUUAUUGCUCGAAACAAGAGAAGCUUCUGGUUUAUGAAUUUCAUCAGAAUGGCAGUCUCUUCAAGCUUCUUCAUGGAUCCCAAUAUGGAAAAGUAUUCGACUGGGGAAGCAGGUUGACCGUGGCAACCAUAAUCGCGGAGACAUUAGCAUUCGUUCAUCAGGAAUUUCGCGAAGACAGGAUUGCUCAUGGAAACCUGAAAUCCACCAACAUUUUAUUCAAUCUGAAUAUGGAACCCUGCAUUAGUGAAUAUGGUCUAAUGGAAAUUGAAAACCAGGAUCAGUUAGCCCCAUCUAAAACUGAUAGUUACAAACACAAUGCUCGAACCAAAGACCGGCUUCACGCUGCCUUCGAGGCUGAUGUGUACGGUUUUGGUGUGAUUCUUCUGGAGCUUCUGACAGGAAAAGUGGUUCAAAAUAAUGGGUUUGAUUUGGCAAAAUGGGUUCACUCAGUGGUUAGUGAAGAAUGGACUGUCGAAGUUUUUGACAAGGCUUUAAUGUCAGAAGGUGCAAGUGAAGAGAGAAUGGUUAACCUGUUGCAGGUUGCAUUGAAAUGCAUUAGUCCUUCUCCAACUGAAAGACCAACCACAGCUCAAAUAGUUGUGAUGAUUAAUUCAAUAAAAGAGGAUGAAGAGAGAUCUAUAAUCUCUGAACCAUGAUUGCAACACAUUUGCAAUAAGAUUAUUUCAGCAAAUUUGCCCAAGAAAAGGUUCAUUUUCACCCCUCUAACUUGGCACAAAAGGUCGAAAGAGUCUAAGUUCGUGGUUUUGGAAAAGAAAAUAUCACAUCUGACGUCGGUUUUGAUGGUCAAAGGUCACUGACUCAAAUUUGACAAGUUGCAGGUGUUUUUAUUCAAAAUUACGAGUUUAGACUCUUUUGAUCUUUUGUGUUAAGUUGAAGGGUGAAAUGAACCAGUUAAAAAUUUGUCUGAAACCCUAUUGAAACAUAUUUGUUUC
Mercurialis annua (annual mercury) is the source of this 2160-nucleotide messenger RNA. Its product is annotated as probable inactive receptor kinase At2g26730. Gene Ontology annotation, molecular function: ATP binding; protein kinase activity; protein binding. Bases 1 to 1863 code for a protein of 620 amino acids. Lineage: Eukaryota; Viridiplantae; Streptophyta; Magnoliopsida; Malpighiales; Euphorbiaceae. The transcript is spliced from 2 exons. The record is from RefSeq and is a predicted model, not a curated record. Gene Ontology annotation, biological process: protein phosphorylation.